GAAGAAAACAGAGCAAGAAAAAGUGUAGAAAACCUUAAUUUAAGACACUGAGAAUUAUGGAUUUUACCGAAGCGGACUAAAACAAGAGUUGAGCUUGUUUUAUGUCACUGUUUUGAUAUGUUGCUUUUUAUAUAACGGCCUUUUUUUGGACGUUGCGACCAAUGAAUGUCCCUUUGUGAAGUAGCAUUGAGCACCAGUCAUUUGUUGAACUUGGCUCUCUGCUGAAGAUGAAUGCUCUGGUUGCUCUCUGUCACUUCUGUGAGCUCCAUGGCCCUCGCACCUUGUUUUGCACUGAGGCACUGCACCCUCCAUCCCCGUCCCCUUCAUCCCAGGCAGGUGCCCCUGUGCCUGGAGACAGGGACCGAGAUGGUGACCGGGAAGGUGAAGGGCUGACCAUGAGGGCCAACAGCUCGGCCUCACAGAGAGGAGAAAUGUGUGAGGGAUGUCGAUCUCUUCCUGCAUCUCACCCAGGCUUUGUGAGCAUCGAUGAUGAAACAGGCAUACGCUUCCUGAGCCACCAGCAUCCCAGACAGCCACAGCUAUUCAGCGUGGUCCGCCAGGCUUGCGUGCGCAGCCUCAGCUGUGAGGUAAACAGUGACGUGUGUCCCGGUCGUGAAGGGCCUAUUUUCUUUGGAGAUGAGCAGCACGGUUUUGUGUUCUCACACACCUUCUUUAUCAAAGACAGCCUGGCCAGAGGUUUCCAGCGCUGGUACAGUAUUGUCAUGGUAGCAAUGGACAGGAUCUACCUUAUCAACUCCUGGCCUUUCCUGUUACGCCACCUUAGACUCACGAUACAGAGCCUGCAAAGCACAGCCCUCAAGGUGUUUGACAGUGAACAAGGAGUUUGUCCCCAGCGAGCAGCGAGGAUGAACAGUGUCUUCUCACCUGCAGUUUUCCCACACCAAAGGAGUGGCAACGCAGCCCGAUCACUGACCUCUCUUACCCAGCAUCCCAACCUCUGGGCCAGCCUGCACUCCUCCUUUAGCUGGCUGCUGAAAGCUUGUGGUAGCCGACUGACAGAGAAACUGCUGGAGGGAGCCCCCACUGAGGACACGCUGGUGCUCAUAGAGAGACAGACAGAGCAAGAGGAGGAAAUGAGCUGCUGGGAGGGAGCAGAAGGAGGCGGCUCUACGUCACAGCGACACCAAUCAGAGAGUGAGCUGGGCCCUGACUUCCUGUGUGAUGAUGACGCAAAAUUAAAUGACUUACCCGGCCCAAAAUUUAGGUCCCUGAGGCAUUUGAGACAGGUCCUCGGGGCUGCUGAGUUUCGUCAGCUAGUGUGGCACGUGCUCAUGGGAAAUCAGGUCAUAUGGAGAGGCGCAGACCCCGGGCUCAUCCAGUCAGCUUUUACAGUGCUCAAGUCUCUGCUCCCAGUAGGCUGUGUGCGUUCUGUGCCAUACAGUGCUCAGUAUGAGGAGGCCUACAAGUGCAACUUCCUGGGUCUGAGCCCAGAUGUGCCAAUUCCAAUGCACGUCAGCUCCUCAGAGUUUUCAGUGUUGGUGGACGUCAGUUCAGAGAGGAGCUGUCAGAGCGCGGCAGUUGGUGAAGACGAUAUCUCCUCACUUUAUCAGUUCACCAUCAGCAGUGCCAACACACAGCCCACAGACAGGGGUCCCACGUUAUUGAACAAGCUGGAAGUGGCUCUGUCUAAUGAGAACUUGUCUGUGGACGUUGUGUCUCACUGCCUGCUGUGUCUGAAGGAAGAGUGGAUGAAUAAAGUCAAAGUGCUCUUCAAGUUCUCCAAAGUGGACGGCAGAGGGAGGGAGGACACCCAGAAGGUUCUGGCCCUCCUUGGCGCCACAGGGCCGGGUGAGGAGGACAACGUCAGGCUGCUAAAGUUCUGGAUGACUGGACUCAGCAAAACCUACAAGAGUCAUUUAAUGACAGCCGUCCGAGGAGGGGAGAGGAGCCCCAGCCAGUGACAAAGAGGAGGAGGAGGAGGAGGUAGAGGGGGUGAAGUAAAUGGAGCUGAAAAGAGGGGAUAAUACUACUGAAGGGAAAGUGAAAGCAAGAAUUCUUUCAUUAUGAGUUUUGUGAACACUUUGGGACUUUUAGUGGAAUGAAAGAGGAAUGUCAAUAGAUGACAGAAAUGCUUUGGCUCAUCCAUUAUUGUCUUUUUAAGUAAUGAGAAAUGUACUGUUCCUAACCCUGAUUAUUAUCCAGCACAGAUUAACACAUACGGUCAGUUUGGAUAAUGCAUGAGGGCUUUUGUUUGUCAAAGGGAAUUAUGGUUCAUACUGAUAUGUGGAGUUUAACUUAUUACAAACAGACUUUGCACUUUGUUUACUCGUUUUAUGAUGUUUUAAAAUGAAAGAAAUUAAUAUAAUCACUUA
This is a messenger RNA of Epinephelus moara (kelp grouper), 2333 nucleotides long. It is a transcript of the gene flcn, whose product is annotated as folliculin. NCBI's taxonomy places the organism in Eukaryota, Metazoa, Chordata, Actinopteri, Perciformes, Serranidae. Gene Ontology annotation, cellular component: cytosol. Gene Ontology annotation, biological process: positive regulation of GTPase activity; positive regulation of transforming growth factor beta receptor signaling pathway; negative regulation of transcription by RNA polymerase II. Bases 228 to 1922 code for a protein of 564 amino acids. Gene Ontology annotation, molecular function: GTPase activator activity. The transcript is spliced from 12 exons. The record is from RefSeq and is a predicted model, not a curated record.